Messenger RNA from Fopius arisanus, 4906 nucleotides. It is a transcript of the gene ovo, whose product is annotated as transcriptional regulator ovo. Gene Ontology annotation, cellular component: nucleus. Gene Ontology annotation, biological process: epidermal cell differentiation; regulation of transcription by RNA polymerase II. Lineage: Eukaryota; Metazoa; Arthropoda; Insecta; Hymenoptera; Braconidae. The coding region runs from base 322 to 3018 and encodes 898 amino acids. The record is from RefSeq and is a predicted model, not a curated record. Gene Ontology annotation, molecular function: DNA-binding transcription factor activity, RNA polymerase II-specific; RNA polymerase II cis-regulatory region sequence-specific DNA binding. The transcript is spliced from 7 exons.
CGCGAGAUACCGAAUCGAGAGCUCUAGUGUCGCCAGCCCGGCAAACCACACCUUUUUUUUAAAAAAAGUUAUAAUAAAAAUUCUCGCACUCUAGCGGUAACUGUACUUGCCAACGCGUGUGAAAAGCAUCCGAGGACAUUUAAAUAAAUAAAUUUGUUUAUUUAUUUUGAUUGGAGUUGAAGUGAAUUUGAAUUUUUGUGGAAUGUUCGUGGUAUGGAACUGUCAGUUCCGGGAGAUAAUUGACGGUUGUAACUGGUGACGGUGGUUUGAGGUGGUGAGGAACUUGGAACUUGAUUAUUUCGGGGUUAGACUGGAGAAGAGAUGCCGAAGAUAUUAUGGCUUAAGGAACGACUGCACCAGCAGCAGCUGAGGCUGCUGGAGGCACAGCAUCUCAGCAAAUCACCGCCGCCGGGCAGUGGAAAGGAGAGUCCACUUGGAUCAGAACCCAUCAGUCUCAUUGUCAACAAGCAUCAAUAUCGCGACAGAACCGAGGAUCACCGGGCGACGACCCCGGAAUCCGUCCGGAGCAGCAGUCCACCGAGUUCACCCCCGCCACAAUGGCAGCCGCUGACCCCGACGACGACAUCCCCGCGUCGUUUCAUCUCCAGCAUUUUGGGUGGUGAUGCUCCCUAUGGCAGCCGAGGACACGUCCUGACCCGCGCGGAGCGCAAAGAGUACAGCAGUCCCCUGGUGGUGCCGGAAAAGUUACCGAGCAAACCCGAGAGGCUUGAGCUGCCCCGACCGCCGACGCCACCACCGACGCCGAGGAUCGAACCACCCAUCCGGGUCUCCGUGAUCCAGCGGGUGCCACCCCAGACAAAACCCCGGAAGGAGCAGGCAAAGCUGGAGGUGCCUGCCUCCCAGGAGCCUGAGCAGGAUCAGCCGAUUGACUAUGCAGUACCCAAGCGGAAGGAAGACGUCGACGAGGAACGCGGUCGUGAAAGCGCCAAGGCCUCCCGGGCCUUCGGCAACUCGAUCGCCCGUCCUCUGCUGGUGAUGAGACUGUCAGCUCCAGGCGCCUUGCAGGCCGCGGCGGGACACGGUAGGUCCACGAACUCUUCCAACAGCUCUUCGUCAGGAAGUAGCAGCAGCUCUUCGACAUCCGGCGGAGGUGCCUCGGGGUCCGGUGGCCUUAGCUUUUCUUCGGGCGGUGGCGGUGGUGGAGGUGGCGCUAUGGGCGGUGCCGGUGGCGGCAUGAAUCCUGGGGGCAAUGGCGGCCGUGGCAACUACGGCCCCAGUUCGCCCCCCACUGGCUCCCUGCCACCAUUCUACGAGUCACUCAAAGGUGGCAAUAAUCUCGCCAACUUUGCCAAUCAGUAUGGCAGCCAGGGAAACAACUUCCUGACGCCGACAUCCGUAGGAAUGGAGUGUGACACUGGCCAGCAGGACCUCAAUGGCCAGCAUUACGGCGCUCAGGAGGGCAAGCAGUACCAAUUGCUCCAGAACAUGGCGUCUUACGGGCUGGUACUCAAGGAGGAAGAGGAAGACCUAUCGUCCGUCUACAAAAUUCAACCAGAUCUACUCUCAGGGCAGUACGGGGCAUACGAUGUCACAGAUUCUGGGAUGAUGGUGGACAUGGUGACGGGGACGAUGGUCGAUCCCCUUCAAUUCACAACAGCCUUGAGUUUCAGCUCUCCCUCGGAUCAUAACGCCCUUUUAGAGAGUUUGUCAGACGCUGCUGACCUCUUCCUCCCCCGAAUCUCAGCGGACGACGGCAACGACCUUCUCGAGGAGUCACUGCACUCUCCGGCCUCUGCCGGUAGCGGUAUCAACCAGGAAGGCCAGAUGACCACUCCAGUGGAGCCAUCUGUUGAUCCAUUCCCUGAGCAUGGGAUUCCCCUGGCGAGGGCCUUCGAUGGCGCUGCCAGGCACUACAACGGCGCGCAUUAUUCGAAUAAAUUAGCUGGAAUCACCUAUCCUGAGAGCGGGUAUCAACCCCUGGGGAAAGAACGCUCGGAGCUUGGACUCCAUGUUCCUCAGACACAUCAGGAGCCCCAGCUGCAGCAAUUGCAGAUUCAGGUGCAGAUGCAGCAGGGCCAACAGGCCAGGUCACCGCAUCAGCAGCAUCAUCAGGGAUUGCUGAGUCCGGGACUGAAUUUCCCGGGGAGUGGACUGGAUUUGGAUUCUGGUAGCAGUGUGGGCGGUAGUCUUCCAAGUCCAGGAGCUGGAAGCUGUUCAUUAGAUGGAGCUUCAGCUAGCACAUCCCCGGCAUGUGGCCUGAUGGAACAUGCACCGAGUCCUUCUGGUGUUUCAGCAACAGUGAGUUCCCCUAGUGCCUCCGAUCCACCGGCCAGUCAGCGCUCGGGUGUUCUCCAGCAGAGGCUGGGACUUCCUGGUGAUUGCCAGCUGGAAUUCGUUAAUGGGGGGCAUGGAAUAAAAAAUCCACUAGCGGUUGAUGGACAGAGGACACCCACCACCCGGGAAGAGGAGAGAGCACCUAGACCAGCUGCUGGGAAGGAGGACGACCCCAGUCGUUUCACGUGUCGUGUAUGCAGCAAGACCUUCAGUCUGCAGCGACUGCUGAAUCGCCACAUGAAGUGUCACAGCGAUGUCAAGCGUUAUCUGUGCACCUUCUGUGGAAAGGGAUUCAACGACACAUUUGACUUAAAGCGACACACCAGGACGCAUACAGGGGUUAGACCGUAUAAGUGCAAUCUCUGCGAGAAGAGCUUCACCCAGAGGUGCUCGUUGGAGAGCCAUUGCCUCAAGGUUCACGGGGUUCAGCAUCAGUACGCGUACAAGGAACGUCGUACAAAGGUUUACGUCUGCGAAGAGUGUGGUCACACAACCCAAGAGCCAGAAGUCCACUACCUCCACCUGAAGGACAAGCAUCCGUACAGUCCAGCUCUCCUAAAGUUCUACGACAAACGUCACUUCAAAUUCACCAACAGCAAUUUUGCCAACAUGCUCCUCCAGGGUGGCCUUCUGACGGACUCCAAGGACGAUAACUCCAUUGAGACAGCUGCCAAGACCAUCAACAGAUCGUCAUCGCAUCUUGCUCGGACCUCUUCGUACUGAAAUCCUUCACUAAUUCCUGGAGAAUGAAUGGCCGUUGAGUGGAACUUAGGAGAGACAGUAUUUAUUCCACGUUUGUUCAUGAUUAUUAUCUGCAGAGCUGGGCAACAGGUCAUUGCGAAAUUCCAUCAAAAUCGAAGUCGUGAAAUCGAAUUUUAGAUUUUUCCAAAAGACAUUUCUCACGAUAAAAUCAUUACUUACUUGACUUCACUUUGAUAUUCAAUGUUCCAGUUGAAUGAGCUAUGCAAUAGCUCUUUCGAAGUGCAUCUCUUCGAAAUAGUUAUUCCAUUUUCCCAGCUCUCAACGUUAAUUAACUCACGAGUGCCCGAAGAACUCGAAUCCAACGUUUCGAAAGAAAAAAAUUUAAUUCUCUACCAUUUAGUCCUCUGAUACGUUGACUUUCGACUUCACCUGGCAAUCGAGAGAUUCUCUCUAUUCCCCGCAAUACUGCGAACCUCUCGAUCGACUUCACUUAUUAAUUAUUUAACGAUCGAUUCAGUGAAGAAGAGGUAAAGAGUAACAAAUUGACUCGUACCCCAGACGAGUUUUCGAGGAAUACCUCCGAGUCCACCGCUCAUACAAAAUUUUCAUAUGAACCUUUUUUGCAGACCGAAAUUACAGCUACAAAAAAGGUCUCUACAAAAAAUUCACUAUCUCCUCUAGGUCUCGAGAUAUCUCCCGGAAAAUUAAUCUAGUAGCGAAAUCGACUCGUUACCUUCUGCCUCUUCACCACUGAAUUAUUCUGAUACCUUUGCGGUAGGGUGUCCUGUGAUAUAGGGAAAAUGGAUCUUGUACACGACUUAUCAUUACAAAACGCACAUUAAACUACAGCAAUAAUCACGAAAAAAAAAAACACGAGAAAAAGUUAAAAAAAAAACGGGGUAUCGUGCAAUUUAUAAUUUUCUUCUUCAAGGUGGUAGGAAAAAUUAACUUAAUUAAUUUAGCGUUGUAGUUACGAAAGAGAUGUUUUGGAGAAUAAUUAUUUAAUAGAAUGAUCAACCUGUAAAUUUUAGUCUGUAAAUUUAUCGUGGUGCUCAGUGAUUUCACCCCAGGAUAUCUAGAAAUCACGGUGCUCUGUAAAUAUUUGAAUUAAUAACAAUUGAUUAACGAAAAAUUAAUGGUAAUUUAUUAUAAUUGACUAGCAGCUUUGUGAUCGUUUUCUUAAAAAGACUGUAAAUACUGUGUAUUUUAUUAUCGAAAACCCAAACGAUCGUCGAGUGCACGUAAAUCUUAAGUCCCUUUUUUAUGAAUAUUUUUUUAUAAUUGUCGAUCUAGCAGUACCUUAUCCAGAACUUUAUAAAGAUGAUCGAAUGAAUAUAUUGUAAUACUCAAUAAAGUUUCGAAUGAUAAUUGACGAUUUAAAAAAAAACACCCGAUCAUGUAUAAUUAUUUAAUGAACUCGUCGUAAUUACGUCCAGUAUUUUUUUUUCGUCUAAAGUAACAACUUUAUGUUUAUUUUAUUCAUAUUAUCUCAUUGUUACGUCUAUUGGACUCGAGUUUUGAGGUAUCAUUUAGUUAUUAUCAAUGUUUAUGUCAUUAAUAUUAUUGAUUGAUUGACUGGAAUCGAUUAUUGGAUUUGUUUGGGGAGAAUAUUUAUAUUGAAUGUUGAAUGACCAGUGGAGGCUGUUCUGGUGUGAAUUUUAUACUCUCAAUUUCAGGGGAUAUUUAUUCUCUGAGUGAGUUUUUAUUUCCAUGACUGUGUAGAAACGUAAGGAGGCUUUCCAAUUCAAUGGGGUUUUUCUACUUCUAGUUGAUGUAUUAUAGUUUCCACUAGACACAAACUUUGGAUAUUCAUUCUAAGGAUUAAUCAGUUUAUCAAUGGAGAAUAUAACGGUUAAUAUAGUUUAUUGUACGUAGAGGAAUAAAGAGAAUAAAGUUUUAUGAAAUAUUA